AUUGUGGGAUACCCAUAAAUCCAGGUGAUAUAGGUAAAGUGAGUGCUGUCCCAGUUCAGCAUUUUUAGGUCUGCUCUUCCUCUGCCUGGACUCACAGAGCCACCGCUACUCCCACAAUCUUCUCUUUCUGCAACAAGGGUGACCCCCCGUCCUACAACUGCCACCACCCAGGAGUCCACCAGAACUGGAUAAUUCACAGCAGCCUGUCCACACGGCUAAUGGGAAGAUGAAUUCGAAGAGCUUGGAGGAACGCUACGAUCGCAUCCUGCGGGACAUGGAGGGCUCGCUGACGGCACGGGACCGGGUGGGCAUCCAGGACUUUGUGCUACUGGACAACUACACCAGUGAGAGCGCCUUCCUCGACAACCUGAGGAAACGCUUCCACGAGAACCUAAUUUAUACCUACAUUGGGACUCUCCUGGUGUCAGUCAACCCUUAUAAAGAACUGGGCAUCUACACGAAAAAGCAGAUGGACUUGUACAUGGGAGUUAACUUCUUUGAACUGCCACCACACAUCUUUGCACUAGCAGACAAUGUUUACCGCACAAUGCUCAGUGAGACGAACAACCACUUCAUCCUGAUCUCCGGGGAGAGUGGCGCUGGAAAGACAGAGGCCUGCAAAAAGGUCCUGCAGUUCUAUGCUGUGAGCUGCCCCAGCACCAGGGUACUGGACGAUGUUAGAGACAGACUCCUCCUCUCCAAUCCUGUUUUAGAGGCUUUUGGAAAUGCAAAAACACUGAAGAAUGACAAUUCAAGCCGCUUUGGGAAGUACAUGGAUAUACAGUUUGAUCACAAGGGGGGAGCCGUUGGGGGCCAUAUUCUCAGCUACCUGCUGGAGAAGUCCAGGGUUGUCCACCAGAACCAUGGCGAGAGGAACUUCCACAUAUUUUACCAGCUGGUGGAAGGUGGUGAGGAUGACCUGCUGAGGUGGCUAGGUCUGGAGAGAAACUGUCAGAAGUAUAGUUGCCUCGUUCGGGGUGAAUGUGCCAAGGUGAGCUCCAUCAAUGAUAAGAGUGACUGGAAGACUGUCCAGAAAGCCUUCACUGUGAUUGAUUUCAGUGAGAGGGAUGUGGAGCACCUGCUGGCGAUCAUUGCCAGUGUUCUUCAUCUGGGAAAUGUCCAGUUUGAGAAGAGUGUGAGAGGCUACGCCACUCUUAACAGCAGCCCUGAGGUGCACUGGCUUUCGAAGCUGCUUGGGAUCCCGCCACAGAUUCUGCAGCAGGGUUUAACUCACAGGAAGAUUGAAGCCAAAUCUGAAGAGGUUCUCAGUCCUUUCACCAAAGAACAUGCGAAAUACGCCAGGGACGCACUCGCCAAAGCCAUCUAUGGCCGCACAUUCAACUGGCUGGUGGGCAAGAUCAACGAGUCUUUGGUUAACAAGGAUUCAACAAGGAAGACUGUCAUUGGCUUGAUUGACAUCUAUGGAUUUGAAGUCUUCCAAGUGAACAGUUUUGAACAGUUCUGCAUAAACUACUGUAAUGAGAAGCUACAGCAGCUCUUCAUACAGCUGACACUGAAAUCAGAGCAGGAAGAAUAUGAAACUGAGGGGAUUGAGUGGGAACCAGUGCCAUACUUCAACAACAAGAUAAUCUGCGACCUAGUGGAGGAGAAACACAGAUGCAUCAUCUCUGUGCUGGAUGAGGAGUGCUUGCGCCCUGGCGAGGCCACAGAUCUUACCUUCCUGGAGAAGCUGGAGGAAACGCUGAGUGGCCAUCCUCACCUCAUCACGCAUAAACUGGCAGACCAAAAAACCAGGAAGACCCUUGAUCGAGGAGACUUUCGUUUGAUUCAUUAUGCUGGGGAGGUCACAUACUCUGUCUCAGGAUUUCUGGAUAAGAACAAUGAUCUCCUGUACAGGAACAUAAAAGAAGUGAUGCGUCAGUCCCAAAAUAAUAUAAUCAAACACUGCUUUCCAGCUAGUGAACCUGACAGCAAAAGGAGACCAGAAACGGUAGCCACACAGUUCAAGACUAGCCUGGCAGGCUUGGCGGAGAUCCUGAUGUCAAAGGAGCCCUGGUAUGUGCGCUGCGUGAAACCCAACGAUGGCAAACAGCCAGGACGAUUCGAUGAUGUAAUCGUUAGACACCAGGUGAAGUACCUAGGACUGAUGGAACAUCUCCGGGUCAGGCGGGCAGGGUUCGCUUACAGGAGGAGAUAUGAGGUUUUCCUACAGAGGUAUAAGCCCCUGUGUCCAGACACAUGGCCAAACUGGAAAGGAACUGCAGCACAAGGCGUGGAAACGCUGGUUAAACACCUGGGAUACAAGAGAGAGGAAUACAAGAUGGGCAGGACAAAAAUCUUCAUACGUCAUCCGAAAACCUUAUUUGCCACUGAAGAUGCGUUUGAUCUUUGCAAACACCAACUGGCCACCAGGAUCCAGGCGAAGUAUAAAGGAUAUAGAGUGAAAGGGGACUUCCUCAGGCAGAAGGAAGCUGCCACAAAGAUAGAGACCUGCUGGAGGGGACUAAUGGCUAGAAAGGAGAAGGAAAGGAGAGGCUGGGCUGUCAAAGUCAUUAAGAAGUUUAUCAAAGGCUUCAUGACCAGAAACCAGCCAGUGUGCAAGGACAACUCUGAGUACUUGGCCUUUGUGCGCCACAACUACCUCAUGAGACUCAAAGACAAUCUGCCCAAAAGUGUUCUGGAUAGACACACCUGGCUCACCCCUCCCCCCAUCAUGAAGGAGGCCUCCCACUUACUACGCAAGCUCUAUAUUCGUCACAUGGUGCAGAAGUAUGUGAAAGGGAUGACAGCGCAGAGGAAAGCACAGCUUCAGCUGAAGGGAUUGACCAGUGGCCUUUUCAGAGGCAAGAAAGAAAACUACCCCAGCAGCGUGGGACGCCCAUUCGUUGACACCAGGAUAAGUGAACAAGACCUCAACAUCAAAGUCUUGCAGACACUUUGCCAGGAGGGUGUAAAGUACAGCGUUCCUGUCAUCAAGUACGACCGCAACGGCUUCAGGCCCCGCUUCAGGCAGCUCAUCUUCACACAGGUGGCUGCCUACCUGGUGGAGGAAGGCAAGGUCAAGCAAAGGAUGGAGUACACCUCACUGAAAGGUGUGUCUGUGAGCAACCUAAGUGACAACUUCCUGAUUUUCCAUGUCACGUGUGAUUCCAAGCAGAAGGGGGAUGUAGUUCUGCAGUGUGAUUUCCUGUUUGAGGUCCUCACCAAACUGUGUGUAUUAAUGAAUAGGAAAAGCAUCAUCAGCAUCGUCCAGGGAAGUGUAAGAUUUGAUAUCCAUCAUGGGAGAGAAGGCUUUGUGGACUUUAAGAGUGGUUCAGAGUCCAUGGUAUACCGGGCCAAGAAUGGGCAUCUAAUGGUGGUGAGUAUUCAAGUGUCUGGGAAAUGGUGGCAGAGAAACAAAGAGCUCAAGUCAUUGCAAACACUGAAUACCACAAAUUAUUUCAAUUUUUCCAGGAGUCAACAAAGACAAAAUCCCGAUGACCCUGAGUACUGGAUAUCAUGGAUAAAUCCAGAAAGCACUUACAGUUUCCCCAAAACUCUGGUCAUCUAAUUUUAGACUGCAACCAAGUUAUGAACUCUAAGAUGGCUGCCUUGCCCUGUCCAUCAUGUAGACUUGGAUUUUUUUUUAAACAAAAGAGUGGAAAAGGCCGUGAUUUCAUGAUGCAAGAUGCUCACAGGAAGAGCUCUAUAGUUCCACAAAGAACAAAUAAACCCACUGCUGUCAUCAUGUAAUGAUUAAAAUACAUGUUCCAUAAUGCAAGAUUGUUGUUAAAGCCACAUUCUGCUUGUUUAGAGGCAUAAGACUGAGCAAUGACCCCACACACUUCUGCAUGCUAUGUAGUUUCUUAGUGUAUUCCGGCACAAUCCACAAUAUCAGAGUAAUGUUAAAUCCAAUAAUAAGUUUUGUUCUGGCAGUCUGAAAUCUGUCUUUCGGGUUUUUUUCUGCCUUAAGAUUUGAAAGAAUAUGGUUAGUGAACAUGCUGAUGUAAAUCUGUGUUUUAAGUGUAUUUAAAAGUGUAAUACUUUGUGUUGUAUAGGUUUGGAGGAUGCUAUUUAUCUGACUGCAUAGCAAUGUUCUAUUUGUGUAGAUGUACAGUAGCCUACAUGGUAAACCAGUGUCACUUCUGCAAAAGCCACACGUUAGUCUGCUACAAGUCCUUCCAUGUCACCAAUUAAGAGGUAUUAUUGGCCAAAUGCCAUUGUAACAUAGUAGCUAGUCUCACAAAGCCAGCCGUACAUUGCAAAUACAUCUGGAGUCAACCAGGUAGGAAUUUGGUCUGUUUUGGGUGCAUUUGAAACUUUACAAACCGAUUAGGCAUGUUGUGACAGUGGUAUGAUGUGGAAGUGGUGCGGAUUCAGAAAACAAAGGUUUUGGUGAGGACUUUAGGGGGAAACCAACCUUAAACCUGUCUGUUCGGGACAUUAUUUAACACCACAAUUGCAAUUACACUGUGGAAUCUAAACACGUUUAGCCCUGCAGGACUAAACGAUGGAAUUGGACAGAAUUCUUUACCGGCCUCGUCACAGAAAAGAGGACAUGUUCAUUUCCAAAAGAUGUCAAAAUACUGUA
Molecule: messenger RNA, 4531 nt
Organism: Clupea harengus (Atlantic herring)
Lineage: Eukaryota; Metazoa; Chordata; Actinopteri; Clupeiformes; Clupeidae
Gene: myo1hb
Product: myosin IHb
Exons: 31
Coding region: 227-3511 (1094 amino acids)
Biological process (GO): actin filament-based movement; actin filament organization; endocytosis
Cellular component (GO): plasma membrane; cytoplasm; actin cytoskeleton
Molecular function (GO): ATP binding; actin filament binding; microfilament motor activity
Source: RefSeq, a predicted model, not a curated record